CGUGAUGUCAUAAAUUUGUCACCACUUAGAGGAAGCAGCGGGAACUCAGCCUCGAUUUUGUUGACUCGCUUUUGGAUAAAAUAAGCUAAACUAACGAACACGUUUCAGACAUGACUUGCAACAAAGAGAUAUGGCAGAAGAUUGGAGAAGGCUUUGUCCAUGAAUAUUAUAAUCAKUUUGACAACAGCAACAGGAUGGGACUUGCUAACCUAUAUUCUCCUAAUGCCUGUUUGACCUGGGAAGGCUCACCGUUUCAGGGGAGAGAAGCCAUUGGUAACAAGCUAGUAAGCCUGCCAUUCAAGCGCAUUAAGCACAUCAUCACAGAGCAAGACUUCCAACCAACUAUGGAUUCUUGCAUCCUUAUCAUGGUCUUUGGACAGCUGCAGGCAGAUGAGGAUCCACCAAUGGCCUUCCAUCAAGUCUUUAUGCUGAAGUCUGAAAACUCGACAUGGGCAUGCACAAAUGAUGUGUUUCGGUUGGGGGUACACAACAUCCCAGUGUAAUGGCAGGAUUUUGUCAGCUUGCAUGAAUUCCAUUGCUUGAGAUAAUUUUGUUUUUGUUGAGCUUGUUGAAACAGAAAAAUGUCUCUACUGUUCAUGUUUAAACUACAAUGAUAUAAUUUACUGUUAAAACGUCACAUGUARUAACAUGUAAAAUUAAAGAAUUUAUUACUCUGAACUAUA
This is a messenger RNA of Austrofundulus limnaeus, 683 nucleotides long. RefSeq names its product nuclear transport factor 2. The record is from RefSeq and is a predicted model, not a curated record. NCBI's taxonomy places the organism in Eukaryota, Metazoa, Chordata, Actinopteri, Cyprinodontiformes, Rivulidae. Bases 111 to 503 code for a protein of 130 amino acids. Gene Ontology annotation, biological process: nucleocytoplasmic transport. The transcript is spliced from 5 exons.